Plodia interpunctella (Indianmeal moth) is the source of this 1502-nucleotide messenger RNA. RefSeq names its product Bcs1 chaperone (gene Bcs1). Gene Ontology annotation, cellular component: mitochondrial inner membrane. Bases 180 to 1454 code for a protein of 424 amino acids. The transcript has 7 exons. Gene Ontology annotation, biological process: mitochondrial respiratory chain complex III assembly; protein insertion into mitochondrial inner membrane from matrix. The record is from RefSeq and is a predicted model, not a curated record. Gene Ontology annotation, molecular function: ATP hydrolysis activity; ATP binding. NCBI's taxonomy places the organism in Eukaryota, Metazoa, Arthropoda, Insecta, Lepidoptera, Pyralidae.
UUGUCAAAGCUAAAGUCAACAUCAAACCUGAAUACCUACGGAAUUUAUUUAGUGAAGUGAUUAUCUUGGAUUUUUUGUAGAAGUGGAAUCAUGUUCACGAAUGAAAAGGCUGACUUUGGUUACCAAUUUUCAUAACAUUUUCUCAGUACCUAGUUUUUUCCUUUAUAAUUACUACAAUAAUGACUAUAGUCGAGUAUAUAGAAUCCCUAUCACAAAAUCCUUAUUUCGGAGCUGGAUUCGGUUUAUUUGGCUUAGGCGCCGGUGCAGCUAUAUUACGCAAAGGGUUCCAAACUUCUGUACUUCUAUUUCGAAGACAUUGUAUGAUUACGCUUGAAGUUCCUUGUCGAGACAAGUCAUAUCAGUGGCUAUUACAUUGGAUAACCCAAAAGGGAGCCAAACAAACCCAGCAUCUUAGUGUGGAAACUUCUUUCUUACAAAAGGAUACUGGACAGAUAAAAACUAAAUAUGAUUUCAUCCCCAGUGUUGGACAACAUUUUUUUAGGUAUGCAGGAAGUUGGAUUAAAGUUGAUCGCACUCGUGAACAACACACUCUGGACUUGCACAUGGGUAUUCCUUGGGAAACAGUAACAUUGACAUCUUUUGGACGAGACAAACAAAUUUAUUAUGAUAUACUGGAAGAAGCUAGAACUAUGGCAUUGAAACAACAUGAAGGUAUGACAGUAAUGUACACUGCAAUGGGGUCUGAGUGGCGACCUUUCGGACACCCUCGAAAGCGAAGACCUUUACACAGUGUUGUACUUCGGGCGGGUGUUGGAGAACGUAUCUUAGCGGAUUGUCUAGAUUUUAUCAAUAGUCCUCAAUGGUACACAGACCGGGGAAUACCAUACAGAAGAGGUUAUUUACUGUAUGGUCCUCCAGGCUGUGGCAAAUCAUCUUACAUAAUGGCGUUAGCCGGUGAAUUAGAGUACAACAUAUGUGUUCUCAACCUCUCAGAAAGAGGCCUCACUGAUGACCGGCUGAAUCACCUAUUGAGUGUUGCACCUCAACAAUCAAUUAUACUAUUGGAAGAUAUAGAUGCGGCAUUUGUUUCAAGGGAAGAUACAACAAAACAGAAAGCUGCUUAUGAAGGCCUGAACAGAGUUACAUUCAGUGGACUUCUUAACUGUUUAGAUGGUGUGGCAUCUACAGAAGCAAGAAUCGUGUUCAUGACUACAAAUUACUUGGAAAGGCUAGACCCAGCACUAAUCCGCCCUGGACGUGUGGAUAUGAAAGAAUACGUGGGAUAUUGUGAUCAAGAACAAGUAGAACUCAUGUUUUUAAGAUUUUACAAAGGAGACAAAGCAGCAGACCAUGCCAGAACAUUUGCUAGAAGCGUUCUCGGUAAGAAAAUGGAGGUCAGUCCAGCACAAAUACAAGGUUAUUUCAUGUUCCAUAAGCAUUCACCUCCAGAAGAAGUCUUAACCGAUUAUGAAACCAUAUGGACCCUAGGUUGAUUGAUGUACAUAAAAAAUAUAAAUAAAAUGAGAAUAUAGUAAUGAAAA